This is a messenger RNA of Sphaeroforma arctica JP610, 190 nucleotides long. RefSeq lists its product as hypothetical. NCBI's taxonomy places the organism in Eukaryota, Ichthyosporea, Ichthyophonida. Gene Ontology annotation, biological process: protein phosphorylation. Gene Ontology annotation, cellular component: nucleus. The record is from RefSeq and is a predicted model, not a curated record. Gene Ontology annotation, molecular function: ATP binding; cyclin-dependent protein serine/threonine kinase activity. The transcript has a single exon. The annotation marks the transcript as partial.
AUUGGUGAGGGCAUGUACGGGUCCGUGUAUAAGGCGCACUGUGUGGACACAGCUGCCGGUGUGGUGGCGUUGAAGAAGAUACGCACACGCGUAGGCAAUGAAGGCUUCCCGCUCACCUCAGUGCGAGAGAUCAAACUGUUACGCAUGAUCAACCAUCCUAAUGUGGUCAGAUUGCUGGAUAUAGUGGCCG